AUGGAGACGAGAGGUUCAAAAUUAUUAGCAUUAAUCAUGAUAGGAAUAAUUGAAUUGUGUAUUUAUAAUUAUGAUUUUGCUAAAGUAUAAAGAAAUAAUAUCUUCAACUUGAGAAACGAUAAAUCAAAAAAACUUAAAUCUAUUUCAGAAUUAGGUUUAACACAAUUUUAGGGAACAUAUAUAAUUGAUUUGUCAACGAAUAACUAAAAGAAAAGGAUUAAUAUAAUAGUUCUAUUUAAGAAUUUCUUGAAGUCAGAUGAUGAAUAAAUUGAAAAAUUUAGAAGAUUUUUAGAUUAAGUAGAUUCAAAAGAAAAAAAUACUAUAAUCUUAUUUAAUUUGGAUUAAAGGUUUUAUGAUAUUCAAAAGUAUCGAAACAUUUAAAAUUAAUAGUGUUAAUACUAAAAAAAUUUUUAAAAUAACAAAAUUAAUAAAAAUGUAAUGUCAACUGAUAAUUUGUCUAAAUUACUUAAAGAAUUUUUCUUCUUAAAAUUAUUAUGA
Molecule: messenger RNA, 498 nt
Organism: Paramecium sonneborni
Lineage: Eukaryota; Ciliophora; Oligohymenophorea; Peniculida; Parameciidae
Source: the annotation of a GenBank genome assembly